AUGCUAAGCAGAGCAACGGCGCCUUGCAGAGGGAGCUGUUUAUCCAGACGAUAUUUGUCACUAGCAGCCAAAGAGAAGAGAGUUCUCGACAAGAAGGCCAACGACGACAGGAAAAUAUUCACGAGAAGGAAGAAAGAUGCGUCUUCUUGCCACACACCGCCCUCGGCGUCAACAGCAGCAGCCCCGGGCUCAGCUCAACCACCAAACACCACCACCACCAAGAACAACAAUGCAUCGUCGAUACCUGCGCCGCCAAAGUACCUCCCCGUGUCCCAGCUACCUCGAAUACCAGAACACUUGCAGGCGCAAUCGCUCGAGUCCAUCUAUAAGCAGCUAGGUCAGCAGCAUAUUCUUCAGCGUGUAAGCAACCCUCCCAUGGGUGUAAAUUUCGUGAUCCCCGCAGAGUGCAUGAAGCAAGCGAGUGACGAAACAGCCAGGCACCACAAGCCAGAUAAAGCCAAGGAAUUAGACUCGAAAAUUAAGGAGUUUAUAUCCAAUUCUUCUUCUGCCUCACCGGACAAGCCCGAUGACAAGAGCUUGAUCCAGCUAGGACGCGAAAUCAGUUCCAGAAUCGAGCCGGACCACAAUGAAAUCUACGCCGAGGCAGAACACCCUCUCAAGCGGACAUUAUCGGGCUUGCAGAUGUUGUAUCCGGCAAUGCACCAAAUCCACGAUUCUUUCCUCUGGCAAGUCAUCCCCGAGGACAAGUUGUGCGGGGUGCCUCCUUACCAAACUGACGAUGCCUUGGGGUUCAAGCAAUGGGAACAGGAUAUGAUUAACCAGCAAGAAAAGCAAAAGUUGGAGAAGGAGAUGGUGCAGCGGGAAUUGCAAGAGUUUCAAAGCUUGAUGGGUGACACCAAGUCCUUUUUCUACGACUCGGAGCUGGCUGCGAAUGGACACAGACGGAAAUUGAACCGCAAAUUGUUAAAGAGGUUCAAGAAGUUGAAGCAGGAGGGCAAGAUUCCUGAAAAAAAGGAGAAACUAGUUGUUGAGUACGAGUUGCUUUAG
Molecule: messenger RNA, 1008 nt
Organism: Lodderomyces beijingensis
Lineage: Eukaryota; Fungi; Ascomycota; Pichiomycetes; Serinales; Debaryomycetaceae
Source: the annotation of a GenBank genome assembly